Messenger RNA from Brassica rapa (field mustard), 1660 nucleotides. RefSeq names its product shaggy-related protein kinase alpha. Gene Ontology annotation, molecular function: ATP binding; protein serine/threonine kinase activity. The record is from RefSeq and is a predicted model, not a curated record. Lineage: Eukaryota; Viridiplantae; Streptophyta; Magnoliopsida; Brassicales; Brassicaceae. Gene Ontology annotation, biological process: signal transduction; peptidyl-threonine phosphorylation; cell differentiation. Gene Ontology annotation, cellular component: nucleus; cytoplasm.
ACUGUUAACCAAUACUAGUAUAAAAAUGUCUCCAGACGCAUUAUAAGCAAUGAUUCACCUCACAAGGAAUAAUACUACACAACAUAAAAUAAAAAUUUCAUAAACAAAAGUUAAAAAGACAGAGAGAGAAGAGAGAGAUUCAUCAUCAAACACACAAUCUCUUCCCUAAUCGUACGGAUCUCUUCUUCUUCCUUCAUACCUUCCUCGAUCUGGGAUUCACGUUUUUUUUCAUCGGCUCGAGAGUCUGAUAAUACAAAGAAAGAAAACUUGUUUUGUUGUACCCUGAAAAUGGCAUCCGUUGCUAUACCUCCAGUUCAUGGAGCUAGAGACUCUACUACUAGUCUCGAUAAACUGCCUGAAGAAAUGAACGACAUGAAACUUCGUGAUGAUAAAGAAAUGGAACCGAUAGUGGUAGAUGGCAACGGUACAGAGACUGGCCACAUUAUAGUCACUACUAUUGGUGGUAGAAACGGCCAACCUAAACAGACGAUCAGCUACAUGGCAGAACGUGUUGUUGGGCAAGGAUCAUUCGGCGUUGUGUUCCAAGCCAAGUGUCUUGAGACGGGAGAAACUGUUGCGAUAAAGAAAGUUUUACAAGACCGGAGGUACAAGAACCGUGAGCUUCAGACCAUGAGGCUCUUUGACCAUCCCAACGUUGUUUCUCUCAAACACUGCUUCUUCUCAACUACUGAGAAAGAUGAGCUUUACCUCAACCUGGUGCUUGAAUACGUCCCGGAGACAGUUCAUCGUGUUAUCAAACAUUACAACAAACUCAACCAGCGGAUGCCUCUCAUAUACGUCAAACUCUACACCUAUCAGAUUUUUAGGGCCUUGUCUUACAUUCACCGUUGUAUUGGUGUGUGUCACCGUGACAUCAAACCACAAAACUUGUUGGUGAAUCCACACACACAUCAAGUGAAGCUAUGUGAUUUUGGAAGUGCUAAAGUAUUGGUGAAAGGAGAACCAAACAUCUCAUACAUUUGCUCAAGGUAUUACAGAGCACCUGAACUUAUUUUUGGAGCAACGGAGUAUACAACAGCCAUUGAUGUCUGGUCUGCAGGAUGUGUUCUUGCUGAGCUCUUGCUUGGACAGCCAUUGUUCCCUGGUGAGAGUGGUGUUGAUCAACUUGUGGAGAUUAUCAAGGUUUUGGGAACGCCUACUAGGGAAGAAAUCAAGUGCAUGAACCCUAACUACACUGAGUUCAAAUUCCCUCAGAUCAAAGCUCAUCCAUGGCACAAGAUUUUCCACAAACGCAUGCCACCAGAAGCUGUUGAUUUGGUCUCAAGGCUUCUUCAAUACUCUCCCAAUCUAAGAUCUGCCGCUCUGGACACAUUGGUCCACCCAUUCUUUGAUGAGCUAAGAGAUCCAAAUGCGCGUCUGCCUAAUGGACGUUUCCUUCCACCACUCUUCAACUUCAAGCCUCACGAGCUGAAAGGUGUGGCGGUGGAGAUUGUAGCUAAGUUAGUACCUGAACAUGCAAGGAAGCAGUGUCCUUGGCUCGGUUUGUGAUAAGAAAACUGAAUGUAGCACAAACACAAACACUUAUGCAUCUAUCUCUGAUAUGUACCCUUUGUUUGUUGUAUUAGUAGAGAAAAAAAAAGAGUUAUAUUGACUGUGGGUGGUUUAUAGUGUAAUAGCCAUCAUCAAGAGUUUUGGUACU